GAAAAGACUUCGCCGCCGGCCAAAGACGGACUUGAGUGCGUCCCAUCCCCGCAUCACUUCGAAAUUGUAUUCCAACAAACCAAGAGGCGGCGAAAGUCGAAUAUCUGCAUAUAACAAUUUAACGACAGUGUCUUUACUUACCUAACUUCCCGUUGCUCACCGCGUCAGUCCUUGAAAGUAUUUCUUACCGCUCUGUACAGACCCUGAAUCUUUCGUAUACCACAUCUCGAAAUGACGACCAACGGCACCAAAACCCCCCUCCGCAUAGUGGUAGGCAGCGACAACGCAGGCCACGCCUACAAGACUGCCCUGAAAGAAGUCCUGCACAAGCACGCCGGCGUCACACAUGUGUUGGAUGUAGGCGUUCUCGAGGCCGACGAUGCCACAGCAUACCCUCAUCUCGCAGUCGAUGCGUGCAAGAAGAUUAAAGCUGGAGAGGCUGACCGCGCCCUCCUCAUCUGUGGCACAGGACUCGGCGUCGCCAUCAGCGCCAACAAAGUCGAGGGUAUUCGAGCCGUGACCGCGCAUGACCCAUACAGCGUCGAAAGAUCCGUCUUGUCGAACAACGCCCAGGUGUUAUGUUUUGGACAGCGUGUAAUCGGUCUCGAGUUGGCCAAGAAGUUGGUGGACGAGUGGGUAGAACUCAGAUUCGACGAGAAGAGUUCGUCGGCGGAAAAGGUGGCGGAUAUAAGUAAAUAUGAGGAACAGUUCGGAGAGCUAUGAUAUAAGAGCAGCAGAUUGCAUCCCGGGGGGACUUUGACGGCAACGACUGCCUACCUUUACUGGAAGUCUGUCGGACGUCGGGAGCAAGACAUAUAACAUACAGCCAUUAAACACGAGGAGCACUUUCACGGCAAGCCUCGUCUCAACGAAAAUAACAUCGAUUUACAU
Exophiala viscosa is the source of this 891-nucleotide messenger RNA. RefSeq names its product ribose 5-phosphate isomerase B. Gene Ontology annotation, biological process: carbohydrate metabolic process. Bases 232 to 723 code for a protein of 163 amino acids. The record is from RefSeq and is a predicted model, not a curated record. Lineage: Eukaryota; Fungi; Ascomycota; Eurotiomycetes; Chaetothyriales; Herpotrichiellaceae. The transcript is spliced from 2 exons. Gene Ontology annotation, molecular function: isomerase activity.